AUGUUUCCUCUUCGAGCUGAUGUCGCCGACACAUCGUCAACCACAACAUACGCAGAACCCCAUCGGCGUGGCAAGCAGAGGAUAAUAUUAUGGUUGGAGUUCCGAAAAUGCGACCUGACCCAACCGUCCUGCAAUCAAUGCACCAAGCGCAAUCUCUCCUGCCCCGGCUACGAAAAGCGGUGGAAAUUCAUGCACCAAACCACAGGCUCCAUCCAGAAAGACCAGCAAGAAGCUGCCUUGAUCCUAGCGCGCCAAAGUAUCGACGAACUGGCGGAGCCGGAUCUAGCAGACGCCGCCUUAGACCUCCAACAGAAAGAGUUCGCCUCCUGUGGCAAGUCGUACCGCGCGCUGGCGACCGUUUUCAUUGGCCGGAAGUAUAAGGAUAUGGCAAAGGUUACCUGUAGUCGACAUAUGUACUCCCGGGCUUUGAACUAUCUGACUGGGGUUAUCCAGCAUCCGAGGUUCGCCACGACGGAGGAAACCCUUGCUGCUGGUAUCCUGUUGGCUAUGUAUGAGAUGGUGGACGGCAUUACGGGGGCAUCGUGGCUGACACAUACGCGCGGACUAGCAACGAUGAUUCAAAUGCGCGGGGCGUUUCUGGGCGAGCUGGUAGAUAUCGAGAGCCAGAGUUCGACACGAAGUGAACUGGGGCUUAUUGUCGACCGGGCCUUUAUAGAGGUCGCCUCCUGUCCUGGGUGGCUCGCUGAAACCAGUACACUGAUCAGACAGCCAGGUCAUACCGAGGCAAAAACAAAUUUGGUGUCAGAAAUCCUCCAAUGUACUCUCGUGCAUCUGCGUCAGGCUUCCAUUCUAGCGUGGCAGCAAUUUGUCAGCCCCAUUCCUUGGGACUUUGUCGAUCCCUUCGCACAAUCGUUGCUAUAUGGCAUGCGACUAGGCAUAUCCCUGUUGAACCGAUUGUUCAUCUUACUCAGUGCGGAUCUCCGUCGGAGAUAUUGUGGCCCGGAGCCAUUUGAAGAAGGCCAUAUACCAGGUUUGCAGUCGCCGAACCCAUGGAGCGCUCUAGAUGCGGAUGCACAGGAGUGGCAGGUUCGGUUUGACCCAGAGUAUCUGCAGGAUUCGUAUCAGAUUCACCCCAGCGGGAAUUCAGAUUGGAUGGAUCGCAUUGCGAUGUCAAUAGGGAUGUUGGGGAUCCGGGCGUGA
Aspergillus alliaceus is the source of this 1161-nucleotide messenger RNA. RefSeq names its product Zn(II)2Cys6 transcription factor domain-containing protein. Bases 1 to 1161 code for a protein of 386 amino acids. The transcript has 7 exons. Gene Ontology annotation, biological process: regulation of DNA-templated transcription. Gene Ontology annotation, molecular function: DNA-binding transcription factor activity, RNA polymerase II-specific; zinc ion binding. NCBI's taxonomy places the organism in Eukaryota, Fungi, Ascomycota, Eurotiomycetes, Eurotiales, Aspergillaceae. The record is from RefSeq and is a predicted model, not a curated record.